Messenger RNA from Drosophila persimilis, 3627 nucleotides. RefSeq names its product receptor-type tyrosine-protein phosphatase kappa (gene Ptp36E). Gene Ontology annotation, biological process: protein dephosphorylation. Lineage: Eukaryota; Metazoa; Arthropoda; Insecta; Diptera; Drosophilidae. The record is from RefSeq and is a predicted model, not a curated record. The transcript has a single exon. Bases 206 to 2380 code for a protein of 724 amino acids. Gene Ontology annotation, molecular function: protein tyrosine phosphatase activity.
AAAUUCGAAAUUCCUGCUGGCCAAAUAUCUAUCGUAUUUCGAACGGGAACGCAUUGCCAUUGCGAAAAGGUGAACAAAUAGCUAACGAUUACUACUAACCCCAGCCGUACUAACACCGACAAAAUGAAGAGCCAAGUGGACUAAUCGACUACUUCCUCCUCCUAUACGAACGACCACGCACACCCUCGCCACCGCAUCGUGAUUGAUGAUGACAACGCAGCAGCUUGUGGCAGGGCAAGAGGCAGGGGCACCAGCGUCACCAGAGUCAGAGGCAGUAGCAGAAGCUCCUACAGAGAACAACUGCGAAGAAGCAGCACAAGCAGCAGCAGCCAUGACAGCAGCCACAACAGCAGGCGGAGCUGGGGGCGCAGGGGGUAAGCAGAGCAAGCACAGGUCGAGGUCAUCUGCACGGUACGAUGACGUCGAGAAGCAGCAGCGCAAGAGCCGCGCCAUUGUCUCCAUACCGAACACGAUAAAGCUGAGCAUGCUGAACAGCGGCCUGCUCUCGUUCGAGCGGAUAAAGCUGGAGGCCCGCGACGAGAACAACAGCCUCUCGAAGACGAUACCCAACGGACCCAUCGAUAUACGCCACUUCCUCAAACUGUGCGAUCUGCGCCGCAAGUUCCCAGUGCUCUACAAGCUGGAGUUCCAGACAGCCGCCAAGGUGGAGUCGAACACCUGUCGGCAUGCGAUGAAGAAGAACAACCAGGAGAAGAACCAGAAUCCCAAGUGCAUUCCAUACGACUACAAUCGGGUGGUGCUGGAGAAGGUGGGCGGGCUGCAGGACUCGGACUAUGUGAAUGCCUCCUAUGUGGACAGUCUGCUCAAGCCGAACGCCUACAUUGUGACCCAGGGACCGGUCCUCGAGACAGUGGUCGCCUACUGGCGCAUGGUCUGGCAGGAGAACAUCAGCGCCAUCGUGAUGCUCACCAAGACCUUUGACUUCGCCAAGGUGAUGUGCCACCAGUACUGGCCGGCCAACAUGGAGGUGCACGAGACGUACGGCGACAUUCACAUCAACAUCGUGAGGGAGGAGCAGCUGGCCAACUUCCACAUUCGCACCUUUCGGCUCUACAAGAAGAACGAGCAGGGCGAGGUCUGUGACGAGCGGCUGAUCCUGCAGUUCCACUACACGGAAUGGUACUCCCACUCGUGUCCCUUCUCCAACGCCCUGCUGGAGUUCCGCCGGAGGGUGCGCCUGGUCGUGGGUAACAUCAUCAAGGACGAGGACGACAUGCGGGGACCCAUUCUGGUCCACUGCAGCGAUGGCGGCGGUCGCUCUGGCGUCUACAUGUCCAUCGAUGCCAAUCUGGAACUGGCCGAGGAGGAGGAGUGCUUCAAUGUCUUCGGCUACCUCAAGAAACUGAGGCAAUCGCGGAAGGGUCUCGUGGAGAAUGUGGAGCAGUACAAGUUCAUCUACGACACCCUGGAGGAGCACAUUAUCUGCGGCAAGACCUGGUUCCCCGUCUCCGAGCUCUCGGAUCGGCUGAAGGCCAAGGCCCGUCGCAAUUCCGGGACCAAGCUGAACGAGUACCAAAUGGAGUACGAUCAGAUCUGCAAGCAGACGCCGAGAUUCACCAUCGGGGACUGUGCUGGAGGCCAUCGCGCCGACAACAGAGAGAAGAACAGGGACGUGCUGUGCGUGCCGCCGGACAACUUCCGGCCAUACCUCACCUCCUUCCAGGGCAACGCCUUCACGGACUACAUCAACUCGGUGUUCGUCGACGGAUAUACAAAGCCCCGCGAAUACAUCGUCACCGAGUGGCCCAUGAAGCACACUCUGGGAGAGUUCUGGUCCCUGGUAUACGACCAGGAGUGCUCCGCGGUGGUGGUGCUGUGCCAGCCGCCCUCCCAGUCGCAGUCGUAUCCCUCCUUCUGGCCGAACAAGUCCAAAAUGGAGAAGUACGGCCCCGUGUUCUCCGUGCACUACGUAAUGUCGAAGAGCUACACGAACAUCAAGCAGUGGGAGUUCAAGAUCAACAAGAAGAUCGUCUCGCUCACGGAGAUGAUGGCCGGCGUGAAGGCGCCCACCCGAACCGUCCAGCUGUUCCAGCUCACCUGCUGGCCGAUGGGCCACAAGGUGCCCAGCUCCACGAACUCCCUGGUGUACCUGAUGAACAUGGUGGAGAUCUGGCGGAACAAGGUCGACUACGGCCCCGUCUGCGUUGUCUCGCCCGAUGGUCGCAGUCGGGCCGGUGUCUACUGUGCCGCGAAUGCGUGCAUCGAGCAGGUCAUCCAGCACGGGGAGGUCGAUGUCUUUCAGGCCGUCAAAACGGUGCGCCGUCACAGGCCGCAGCUCGUCGAGAAUAUGACCGAGUACAAGUACUGCUACGAUCUGGUACUGCACUACGUCCUGCACUUUCUCAACAAGAAGGACUGAUCGGUCGUGCAAAAAGUUGUACGCGACUUUUUGGUUAUUUUUGGGCGCUCCAUCCCAGCAGCAGCAGAGGGAGCGACCCUGCUCAGGAUGCUUUAAUGGUUAACAAUGAUGAAAUACUUGAACAAGUGGUCCACAUUUGAUGCCUCCACCUUCGCGUAGGGUUUUUGGCACCGCCUUAAAGCAAUAAUACUGAGUAUUUUGUUGUCCACAAACCGAAACGGAAACUGAAACUGAAACCGAAAACCGAAACCAUUUUGUUAACUCACUUUUCCCGAGCAUCGAAAUGAAAUUUCACGCCCGCUGAGAAAAGCGAGUGCACUUUUUACUUGUUUUUCUUUCGGUUUUUCAAGAGGUCCGCGAGCCACACUUCUGGCUGGACCAUAAAACAAAAACAAAACAAAGAAACUAUAUACCUAAACACUAUAUCCUAUACAUAUAUACUACCUAUAUAUAUACCUACUAUAUGCCUAUUGAUCUGAACUGUAUGUGCCAUUUGUGAAACCCUAGUUGUUGUUGUUACGAUGAUAUGAUAUGAGAGGAGAGGAGAGGAGAAGAGAAGAGAAGAGAAUGAUGAUGAGAAGAGAGUGAUGAGGAGUGGAAACUAUUACGAUUACCAUUUAUAUUUAUACAUCUAUAGAUUAUUAUUAUUACGUUUACUCUUAAAGAACUUGCUACCUGGGCAAUUGUUGAUAUAUAUCUAACUACACAAAUACCUACACAUAUAUGGAAUCUAUUUAUACAUAUAUACAUAUAUAUGAAUGUUAUGUACUGUUGUAAAUGGAAGACGCAUUGUUUUUCCGGUAUGAAAACUGUUGGCGGAACUUUAUUUUUUAUUCAUGUUAAAAAGAGAAUAUUUAUUGCAACACACACACACACACACACAAAGUGAGAGCAACUUCAGGGGAAUGAAUGAAGAGAACCAACUUUAUAUAUUAUUUAUUUAUAGAAAACACACACACACACACACACAUACACUCAUAAGGAUAUGAUUGUAUAAUAAUUUUCCUGUAUUUUCGCAUUUAUGCAUUAGAACAGACACACAGAACACACACACACACAAAUAUUGUUGUAACUGUAAUGGAAUUAUUUUUUUAAAUGUGACAACAAAAAAGAGCAUGUAUUUUUGAUCGAUUCAAUGUCCAAUAUACAUAGAGAAACAUAUAGCACAAAAAUUGGACUGGAAUGGGGAGAUGAAAGCGAAGCGAAGAAAAGGAACCAAUAAGAAACGAGAUGAAAAUAACUUGGAA